CUGCACUACCAUGAGCUAAUGAAAUGAAAUUUUGUUCUUAUCUGUAAUGUAAAGUUCAAAUUUGAAUGACAAUAUUAUUGUUAUAGUUAUGGUUUUCACAGCUUUUUGGUUGUUAGAGGUAGAAAGCGUUUUUAGGUAAAGUUGUAAUUCUUUUUUAAAGGCACAAAAACAGGUCGGGUAUUGAGAAACUUACAUUUAUGAAUAUAAAACUUAGCCAAUAGUAUAAUGAGGUUGCAAAGGUAAAAUUCCUUUUCAAAUUUUAAUUAAUUUUAAUUUUUUUUUUUUUUUUUUUGACUGACUGUUUAUUUUUAUUUUUUAUUUUUAUUUGUUUUAUUGGGUGGACUGACUGUUCACAGUUGCAGAAUGUCCACAUAUGGGUAAUACUUCCGGUUGUGACGUAUUUUUUUCUCUCUGGUUAGUCGUAGUAGCCCCGCCCAUACCUGUCACUCCCAGGCUCCCUCCGGACUGCCUCACUGCCUACCUACCCCUCCCUCGGAAACCCUUUUAACGUCGUUUUUAUCACCUGUCUGUUCCUUCUACUCUUAACACCUUCUCGUUUUUUAUUUUAAAAUAUUUAACUAAGAUGAAAGCGUAUAUUUCGGAGUUCGUAAACUAUCGGAGGACAGACUUUAUUCCGAACUGAACCUGCUUGCGGCAGUCAUCAGUCAAACAUGGGAGAGUGGCACUUCGCAAUGGACCCGGUGCAGGAAUGGGGGGAGGAGGAGGAGGAUGGUGUUGUCUUCGGCAUCACGCUGCAUCGGGAGCCUGCCUUGCCCAAAUCGGACACAGUGGAUGACUGUGCGGCCUUCAGCUAUUCCCAGUACCACACAGUGAAGUUACGCAGACUAAAAGCUGGCACUCUGGAGCAGCUUGUCAGCCAUCUGCUGGAUCCCAAGAAUCAGGAGCCUGACUACGUCCAUGUUUUCCUCUCCAGCUACAGAGCCUUCACCUCUCCCAAUAACCUAAUCGAGCUACUCUUUCAGAGAGAUGACUUAGACACCUGCCAUGAUAACACUGUCUACCCACAAAGUACUCUACUCCCAGUGAUUAGAAUGUGGUUAAUAGAAUACAGUGCAGACUUCAAUGAGCCUCCCAAGCACCAGGCUCUCCGGCUGUUGUGUGCUCACCUGCGACGUCGCCUUUGCUUUAGACGCUUGGCUCAGACUGCGGAGAGUCUGCUGAAAUCGCUCCAGGAACAAGAUUGCAGCCGGUCUGCACCAGUGGAUGACAUUGACACAAUGCAGCAGGACCACAGGGAACUGCUUUGCAAGGAGGAGGACAAACACGUCUUUAUAAACUUCUCUGUCAGGGACAUAGCAGAACAGCUCACCAGAUUGGACAUGGAACUAUUUGUCCAAGUAGUACCUUUUCACUGCCUGGGCUGUGUGUGGUCACAACGGGACAAGAAGGAAAAUGGGAAUCUGGCACCUAGCGUCCGUGCUACCAUCUCCCAGUUCAAUGCCGUCACCAACCGUGUCAUCACUUCACUGCUUUGCCCGUCCUCUCCAUGCCCCUCCACUUCCUCUCCAAUCUCAUCACCGGGCUCUUCUUUGCGGUUCCUCUACCCUUUGAGCACCCCGGGUUCACCUCAGCCCUUUCAAACUAGUCCUUCCUGCAGAGCACGCAUCAUUGAGUGGUGGAUCACAGUUGCACAGGAGUGUAGGCGAUUAACAAAUUUUUCUUCCUUGCGGGCCAUCCUCUCCGCCCUGCAAUCCAACGCUGUCUAUCGCCUCAAGAAGACCUGGGCUGCUGUCUGCAAGGAAAGCUUGGCCACCUUUGACCAUCUGUGUGAGACAUUUUCUGACGAGAACUGUGUGCUGGCCACCAGAGAGAUUUUGACAGAGGAUGGGACUCAUUCAGAGAGUGGCAUCAUUCCCAGCUGGAGGUCACCGCCUCUCUGUUCCAAACAAAUGCAGAAAGGUGGUAUCAUACCUUACCUGGGCUCCUACCUGUCUGUCCUCACUAUGCUGGAUACAGCUUUUACUGACAUUGUAGAGGGUGGCCUGAUCAACUUUGAGAAGCGCAGAAGGGAGUUUGAGAUUCUCUCUCAGAUUCGACAGCUUCAGGCUUCCUGUUCCCACAAGCAGAUUCCUGUUAACCCUCACAUAACCAACUGGCUGAAGUCGCACACACUCCUUACUGAUCAGGAGAGCUAUGAACUGUCUCGUGAGCUGGAACCUCCCGUUGAUCUAUGUCCUAGCUCUCCCAAUUUAUGGAGCGGGCGACUGCUGAAUAAGAAGCUCCCUUUGUUGCGCAAAAACAGCGACAGUUCUCUGGGGAAGACUCACACCGACCAGAUCAGUGUGUCAUCUUCCAGCUCCAGCAGCUCAGACAUGGACGACCUCAGCGCGCCUCAGACGUCCCCACUAGGACUCAAACUCAAGUCACUCUCCAACUCCAUGCACAACAUCACAGAGGGCUACGCCUCUAUGUCUUCCUCCUUCUCCUCCUGUUCCCCAAGUCUCUCCAGCUCCUCGUGCAGUUCUUCUCAUCCGGACCUGAGCUGCUCCUCCAUGGCGCUGAGCCCUGAUUCCUCAUGCUCCUCUAGCAUCUCCACGCAGUCGGUGCAGCCGGUCUACAACAAACAGCUUGCCGACUCAUGCAUCGUCAGAGUCAGUGUGGAGUGUGUGAGCAAUGGCAACGUCUACAAAAGCAUUCUGCUGACCAGCCAGGACCAUACCCCUCAGGUCAUUCAAAGAGCUCUCGACAAACACAACCUUGACCAUUUUAACUGUCAAGACUUCAGCCUCUGUCAGAUGCUCAACAAUGGGAAAGAGCUCCACAUCCCUGACAAAGCCAACGUUUAUUACGCCAUGUGCACCAAAGCCAACUAUGACUUUGUCCUGCACCAACGCUGGAGAAGCCACGGGAGACAUCAGGGCUCCUCAUCCAGUCCUGGAGCUCAGCCCGUGGUCCGCCAGCCCAGGUGAAAAGCGUAGAUGCACACCCCCGAGCGACAAACUAUCAUUCUCAACUAUGUCUGACGGAAAGAAGAUCUGCUGCACAUUUGGUCCUUUGAACUUCCCUGCAGCUUUAUUCAAACAACCUCAGCAAGCUCGAACAUGGCUCUCAUGAGGCCCAUUUGGAGCUUUUUGCACGAGUCUAAGACUUUUUUUGCCAGCCACGUCUCACGGUGAAAUGUCACAAUAUCACUUGUGACAAGCACACCUCACUCUAAAUUUGAGUAUUUAUUCACUUGACAUGUUUUUGCGUGACAUCAGUUAUCAACUAAACUAUCACGUUGACCUCAGUAUUUUGCUUUACGUGUUAUUUGUUGUUUUUUUAAGUAUAGUACAUCUCCAUGAGACCAUUUUCUGACGUAAGCUAGUUGUACUGAAUACAUGUAGAAAGUUCAUGUAUCAAAUGAAGGAGACGACGUGUGUCGGUUGGACGAUGGAGCUCACGUGGAGCGUGAAGAAUGGUCCUCGUAUGUCAAAGUGUCUUCAAUAUGUGUGUUGCCAUGUGGAAUUGUUUUUAUUGUGAAGUCAUCAAUGUUACUGUUUGCACAUUUUUUGUUUAGGCCUAUAUCAAAUUAUAUAGCUAUUUUAUUGUUAUCCAUGCACUUAGUGUCAGAAAUUAUUAUGGACUAUCUGCUAAUAAAGACAUUUUAUUUUUAAAUAACGUUGAAACUGAGUUGUGUAGGCCCGAUGUGUCCAAAGAACGGAAAGGGGGCCAUUGUGGCUCGCAGCUUGUUUUUUACUUGGUCGGUGGCAAAAUGUUAUUAACUCUUUGUUACAUAGUGGUCACCAGAGUGGACAACUGUUAUCCCACAUUGGCCUAAGCUCAUGCCAAAGUCACUCACGACAGUGGACGCUAAUAUUUCUUGUCAUACACUGCCACUUAGUGGUCAGCUGUUGUAAGUGCAAACAACAAGAUGGCUGACAGACAUGCAAAACUGUCCCUCCUGUUCUAGAGACACUUGC
Nerophis lumbriciformis (worm pipefish) is the source of this 3923-nucleotide messenger RNA. Its product is annotated as ral guanine nucleotide dissociation stimulator-like 1. Lineage: Eukaryota; Metazoa; Chordata; Actinopteri; Syngnathiformes; Syngnathidae. Gene Ontology annotation, molecular function: guanyl-nucleotide exchange factor activity. Gene Ontology annotation, cellular component: plasma membrane. Gene Ontology annotation, biological process: Ras protein signal transduction. The record is from RefSeq and is a predicted model, not a curated record.